AUGACCGUCUCAGAGACCGCCGUCCCGGCCACCGCCGAGAAGCCAGCCUUCGUUGGCUCCCCGGCCGCCGUGCAGUCGAUCAUCCAAAACAUCAUCACGCACCUCGAAACCAAAUACUGCGUCCCUUCGGAAGGCAACGCCAUCGCCGCCGGCCUCCGUGCCAAAGAUAACGGCGAAUUCCCCUACUCUCACAACCAAUCCCUUCCACUCCUUGCCGAUCUACUCAACGAGGAGCUCGCAAGGCUGUCAAAUGAUAAGCACCUGCAGGUCGUUGUACGCGAUGAGGAGAUACUGAACCCGAAGCCGGAGCCUACUGAGGAGAAGAGGGAACAGAUCACGCAUGCCGUGGUGAAUGAGGGAAGUGGGGAAGAUUGGGCGGAGGAUUAUCUCAAUUUCAAUAACGGAGUGACGGAGGUGCGGGUGUUGGAUGGGAACAUUGGGUAUCUGCGCAUAGACCUCUUCCCCGGCAGCCAUCUGCUCGGCGAUACCUACGCUGCAGCCUUCCAACUCCUCAGCAACACCCUCGGCCUCAUCAUCGACAUGCGUUUCAACGGCGGCGGCGACGAAAACUCCCCCGACCUCCUCCUCUCCUACCUGAUGCCACCCUCCCGGCUCCCCACCGUCUCCAUGCGCGAUCGCACCACCAACACUACCACCACAGGCCAUCUUUACUCCGUCGUCCCCGGCAAACGCUACGGUGCUGACAGGCCUGUGUGGGUCCUCACUAGCGCGCGCACCUUCAGCGCCGCCGAGCAUUUCACCUUCUGUGCCAAAGCAUCCGGCCGCGCGACAAUCGUCGGCGAGAACACCGCAGGCGGGGGGCGGUCGGGUAAUUAUGAGUGGAUCCACCCGCGCAUGGAUAUCUUCAUCCCGAGCUCUGUCACGUGGGGAGAGUUGCGGGGUCCGUUGAAGGGGAAGGAUUGGGAGGGUGUUGGGGUUGCGCCGGAUGUGGCGUGUACGGCGGCUGAGGCGAUGGAUGUGGCGUGGAAGGCGGGGUUGGAGGUUAGCAUCCCGGCGUUGGAGAGCGGUGGUGGGAAGAGUUGGUUGAAGGGGAGGAAUGUGAAUAAGGCAAAGGCGGCUUUGAAGAAGAUCGAGGAGGCUGCUGCUGCCGCUGCCGCUGGUCGAGUUGACCUCCCGGUGGAAGCUCAAUGA
Molecule: messenger RNA, 1152 nt
Organism: Fimicolochytrium jonesii
Lineage: Eukaryota; Fungi; Chytridiomycota; Chytridiomycetes; Spizellomycetales; Powellomycetaceae
Product: ClpP/crotonase-like domain-containing protein
Exons: 2
Coding region: 1-1152 (383 amino acids)
Biological process (GO): proteolysis
Molecular function (GO): serine-type peptidase activity
Source: RefSeq, a predicted model, not a curated record